Molecule: messenger RNA, 2232 nt
Organism: Theileria annulata
Lineage: Eukaryota; Apicomplexa; Aconoidasida; Piroplasmida; Theileriidae
Product: threonyl-tRNA synthetase, putative
Exons: 12
Coding region: 1-2232 (743 amino acids)
Biological process (GO): threonyl-tRNA aminoacylation
Cellular component (GO): cytoplasm; mitochondrion
Molecular function (GO): ATP binding; threonine-tRNA ligase activity
Source: RefSeq, a predicted model, not a curated record
AUGGGAAAUGAUCCUAAUUUAUCGUCUGAUAACUGCUCUGAAAAGGUUGUCAAAGAUCACAAUUCCUUUAACCUACAAACUAACCCAAAAUUCAUCAAGGACAGAUUAGAACUUUUCAAUGCUCUAUACCAGAAACAACAACAAAAAUUAAAAGAGCGUGAGAAUUUGGAUAUUUCGUUGGUACUAGUUACAGAUGAUGGAGAAGUAUCAGUGUCUGGAAAGUCAUUCCUUACAACCCCUUACAAUGUUCUAUACUCACUUGACAAGAAAAGAGCAAAGAAAGCAGUAGUAGCAAAGGUGUUGUAUGAAAAUAGACCAUCUGAGGUUUUUGCAGAUGUGGAUGAGGAUAACUCAGAUAAGUCAGCUUCAGAAUGGGUACUUUGGGACAUGCACAGACCAUUUGAAGACUCGUGUAAAGUUGAAUUUCUAGAUUUCAACUCGGAACAAGGACAACAUGUGUACUGGCAUUCAUCAGCCCACAUCCUAGGAAGUGCAUUGGAAACUUGUUUUGGUGGGUUCUUGACAAUAGGACCAGCAUUAUCGUCAGGGUUCUACUAUGAUGUAUAUCUAGGAAACAAUAGUGUAAAACCUGAAGAUGUAAAGCCAUUAUUAAGCCAUGUCGAAGCAUUGACUAAUUUAAAUAGUCCAUUUGAGAGAUUGGUGUGUACUAAAGAAGAGGCACUGGAACUUAUGAAGUAUAACCCAUUCAAGGUUCAGCUUAUUAAGAACAAGGUCCCAGAUGGGGAAAACACAGUGUGCUACAGAUGUGGAGAUUUUGUGGACCUUUGCAGAGGACCUCACAUACCAACAACUUCAAUGGUCAGAGCAAACUCAUUUGAUGUCACAAAGAUCUCCUCAUCAUACUGGCUCUCAAAUGCAAAGUCUGAUACUCUACAGAGAGUCUACGGCAUAUCAUUCCCAGAAAAGGAACAGCUGAAAAUGUACAAGAAUAGAAUUGAAGAAGCUAAACAACGAGAUCACAGGACUAUUGGGACUGACUUGAAGCUUUUCUAUUUCGAUACAGUUCACUCUCCAGGUUCAUGUUUCUGGUUACCGAAUGGAGCAAAGAUCUAUAAUAGACUUGUAGAAUUCAUGAGAGACAAUUACAGAGUGAGAGGAUACCAAGAAGUUAUAACUCCAAAUAUCUUUUCGUGUGAUCUCUGGAAACAAUCUGGUCACUACGACAACUACAAGGAGAACAUGUACCUGUUUAAUCUUGAGGACACUGAGUGGGGAAUGAAACCGAUGAACUGUCCAGGGCACUGUCUUAUGUUUAAACAUCUCUUUUUAUCAUAUAAACAGCUACCAUUGAGACUUGCUGACUUUGGAGUUCUACACCGUAAUGAACUUACAGGUUCACUUUCAGGACUCACCAGGGUUAGAAGAUUUCAACAGGAUGAUGCACACAUUUUCUGCACCAGGGAACAAAUCAUGGAUGAAGUGUUAAAUAUCCUAACAUUUAUUGGGAAAGUUUACUCACUUUUCGAUUUCAGAUACGAGUUCAAAUUAUCAACAAAACCAGCAAAAGCUCUAGGUGAGGAUGAAUUGUGGGAAAUUGCAGAAAAAUCUCUGGAAGAAGCCCUGAAUAAAACUGGAACUAAAUGGACAAUGAAUCCUGGAGAUGGAGCAUUUUAUGGACCUAAGAUAGAUGUGGUGUUGUUUGACUGUCUGGAUAGAGAACAUCAGUGUGGAACAAUACAACUGGACUUUAAUCUACCAAUUCGAUUUAAUCUCGAAUACAGAGAUAAAAGUGAGAGUUCUGCUGAGAAUGUUAGAUGUGGUUUCAAUAGACCUGUGAUAAUCCAUAGAGCAAUUUUCGGAUCAAUAGAACGUUUUGUAGCCAUUGUACUUGAACAAACUAAAGGGAAAUUACCAUUUUGGCUCUCACCCAACCAAUUGUUAUUUAUCCCAAUAACUGACAAUCACCUUGAUUACGCACUUGAGUUAUAUGAAAAAUUCAAUGCUCUAGGUUCAAACACUAAUUAUAUAAUAUUAAUAAUGAUAAUAAAUGGUUUAGGUUAUAACGUUGAUGUUGAUAAGUCGAACAACACAAUUAAUAAGAAGAUCAAGUUUGGACAGCAGCAGAGGUGGAACUACAUGGGUAUUGUGGGUGAUCGUGAAGUUGAGACCAGAACAGUUUCCUUGAGACCUAGGGACUCUGAUGAGCAAAACGUAAUUUCUCUGGACGAUCUCGUUAAGUUAUUUGAGUCACAACAAUUGAAAUAUGUUUAA